AUGUCGGACUCUGAGGAGGAGAGCCAGGACCGGCAACUGAAAAUCGUCGUGUUGGGGGACGGCACCUCCGGGAAGACUUCCUUAGCUACAUGUUUUGCUCAAGAAACUUUUGGGAAACAGUACAAGCAAACUGUAGGACUGGAUUUCUUUUUGAGAAGGAUGACGUUGCCAGGAAACUUGAAUGUUACUCUUCAAGUUUGGGAUAUAGGAGGACAGACAAUAGGAGGCAAGAUGUUGGAUAAAUAUAUCUAUGGAGCACAGGGAAUCCUCUUGGUAUACGACAUUACAAACUACCAAAGCUUUGAGAAUUUAGAAGAUUGGUAUUCUGUGGUGAAGAAAGUGAGUGAGGAGUCAGAAACUAAGCCACUAGUUGCCUUGGUGGGCAAUAAAAGAAGCUACGUGGACUAUUAG
Molecule: messenger RNA, 411 nt
Organism: Orycteropus afer afer
Lineage: Eukaryota; Metazoa; Chordata; Mammalia; Tubulidentata; Orycteropodidae
Source: RefSeq, a predicted model, not a curated record